This is a messenger RNA of Ricinus communis (castor bean), 1159 nucleotides long. RefSeq names its product E3 ubiquitin-protein ligase RNF185. Gene Ontology annotation, cellular component: endoplasmic reticulum. Bases 273 to 962 code for a protein of 229 amino acids. The transcript is spliced from 2 exons. The record is from RefSeq and is a predicted model, not a curated record. Gene Ontology annotation, molecular function: metal ion binding; ubiquitin-like protein conjugating enzyme binding; ubiquitin protein ligase activity. NCBI's taxonomy places the organism in Eukaryota, Viridiplantae, Streptophyta, Magnoliopsida, Malpighiales, Euphorbiaceae. Gene Ontology annotation, biological process: ubiquitin-dependent protein catabolic process.
GGCGACAGCUGGUAAAAUCCGGAGAUACCAAAACCAAACAAUACGCGCUAAACAUGGGAAAGUAACUUGGCAUGGAAUGGAAAAUUUCUAUCUGAAGGUGGAAAAUUUAAAAAAAAAAAAAAGAAAUUAAAUAUUCUUCAUCGUCAAACUAAUUUCCAAUACAAAUUCUCACGACUUCUCUCAUUCUUCAUUUGGAUCGAUCGGUCUUUUCUACUGUCUGUAAUUAUAUAACAGCAAGGCAUUUUCAGGUUUUGAGGGGUAGUAGUUGGGAGAUGGCGAGUAGUGGGUUUGGGGAAUCAAGCAGGCCGCCCCAAAGCCCUCAGUUUUCGAGCAACUAUAGUAAUGGUGAUGCUGGCAACUUUGAAUGCAAUAUUUGCUUUGACUUAGCUCAGGAUCCUAUUGUAACUUUGUGUGGCCAUCUUUUUUGUUGGCCUUGUCUUUACAAAUGGCUUCAUUUUCAUUCGCAAUCUAAGGAAUGUCCAGUUUGUAAAGCUUUGGUGGAAGAGGAGAAGUUGGUUCCUUUAUAUGGUAGAGGUAAAACAUCGACUGACCCUAGAUCAAAGUCUAUUCCUGGUGUUAAUAUUCCUAACCGUCCGGCUGGGCAAAGGCCUGAAACAGCUCCUCCACCUGAACCGAAUCAUUUUGCCCAACAUGGGUUUGGUUUCAUGGGAGGGUUGGGAGGCUUUGCGCCAAUGGCAACUGCUAGGUUUGGAAAUUUUACACUGUCUGCAGCUUUUGGUGGUCUCAUCCCUUCACUUUUUAACCUUCAAGUGCAUGGAUUUCCUGAUGCGGCCAUGUAUGGUACGGCUACUGGCUUUCCUUAUGGUUUCUCCAAUUCAUUUCAUGGCGGCCAUGCACAUGGAUAUCAUCAGCACCAAGGGCAAGGACAGCAAGAUUAUUAUCUGAAGAGGCUCCUUUUCUUUAUUGGUUUUUGUGUUCUUCUUGCUCUCAUUUGGCAAUAGAUUAAAUCUUUCAUCACAUCUUACUAAUGGAUAUAUAGGGCCUGCCAAUUUAAUGUCUUUGUAAAUCUAUUAGUGCGUUUUUUUUUUUUUUUUAUUUGGUACUGAGUAAAUUGUCCAUAACAUACACAAUACUGGUACUCUUGUAGCUUCUCCAAGUCUUCAUUAGCUAUGUGGAAUGCGAUUUGCAUGUUUUGUUA